GCCCCGCCCCACGAAGCGCCGCGCGGACCCGACGGCCGCGGCGUCUCUAUGGAAACCGAUCCGACGCCGGCGGGGCCGAGAGCACCAUGGCGUCCGGAGAGCCGAGGAACUCGGGUGGCUACUAUUUCAGGUUCCUGCCUCAGAGAACCUUCCAGUUCCUGAGCGCCCGGGAGAUCACCAGCCGGCUUCGCCAGUGGUCGAUGCUGGGUAGAAUGGAGGCGCAGGCGUUCGGGUUUGACCAGACUUUUCUGGCCUAUCGGAAGGAUGAUUUCUUUAUGGCUUUUUUCAGACACCCAAAUGUUAUUCCCAAUCUGAAGUUACUUUCAGAUUCUUCCGGACAGUGGGUUACAUUAGGAACUGAAGUGAAAAAAAUUGAAGCUAUAAAUGUUCCUUGCAGACAGCUUUCAAUGUCAUUUUUUGAUCGGUUAUAUGAUGAAAAUAUUGUCCGAGACAGUGGACAUAUCGUUAAGUGUUUAGAUUCUUUUUGCGACCCAUUUCUCAUUUCUGAUGAGUUACGAAAAGUUUUAUUAGAGGAAGACUCAGAAAAAUAUGAAGUAUUCAGCCAGCCAGAUAGAGAAGAGUUCCUGUUUUGUCUUUUUAAACAUCUUUGCCUUGGUGGAUCCCUUUGUCAGUAUGAAGAUGAGAUUUAUCCAUAUCUGGAAACAACAAAGUUUAUCUAUAAAGAUCUGGUGAGGAAGAAGAGGAUUUUUUUUCCCCUGUGGAAUCAAUCAGGCAACCAGCAAGUAUUAAUAUGGUGCAAACUCUAUCAAGAUCUAAAGGGACUAGAAGAGGAACAUCAGGCAGUCCUUGAUCUUAAGAAGUUACAACAAAAUAACAUACUAAAGAAUAGUAAAGUACUUGUAUGGAAUCUUUAAAGCAAAUUGUUUAUAUAAUCCAGUGUUCGGUUAUUUAUAGGCAAAUGUUUAUAGCUCCUUAUACUUACACUGUAAUUAGUAAGCCCAGAAGUUAGAAAGAAGUAAUUAUCAGUGCAGAUGUUAGCAGUCAGGCAAUUCUUACUGGAAAGAAGUCCAUGAAGACCAACAGAGAGGACAUAAGUCUGUUCCCAUUUCAUGGUAGGUGCAUGCCAAGUCUGUCAUGGCAGGGGAAACAAGGAAGGACACCAGCCCAAUUACAGCAGUGCUUUCCUCUGAAACCAUUAAAUAUUAUUCUUUAUGUCCCACGUUUAACAUGCCUAUGAAUUUCUUUGCUGAAUGAGGUGAGAAUAUGAAAUGAUCUUUCCAAAGCAACUGCAUUAGAAAAUUAUGAUUUAAGCUGAAAAUAGAUCUACCAUAUGACCCAGCAAUCCCACCUUCUGGGAAUUUACCCAAAUAAAAUGAAAUCAGCAUAACAAAGAGUUGUCUACUUAAUACAUUAUUCCUCUUAGUAGUUUUUUUGUCUGUUCUACUUAAUAUGACUGGUUUAAUUCUGUAAUUAAUACACAGUUAUUCUUAAGUGUUAAAAAUUAACUGAAAUGUGAUCCCUGUUAAACAUAAGAGUGGGAAUAAGAGAGGGAAGAGAUGUAUAAUUUGGGACAUGCUCAAGCUGACUUGCCCCAAAUGGUAGAGUUAAAAACAUACCAGGGGGGCCGGCGCCGCGGCUCACUAGGCUAAUCCUCAGCCUAGCGGCGCCGGCACACCGGGUUCUAGUCCCGGUCGGGGCGCCGGAUUCUGUCCCGGUUGCCCCUCUUCCAGGCCAGCCCUCUGCUGUGGCCAGGGAGUGCAGUGGAGGAUGGCCCAGGUGCUUGGGCCCUGCACCCCAUGGGGAGACCAGGAAAAGCACCUGGCUCCUGGCUCCUGCCAUCGGAUCAGCGCGGUGCGCCGGCCGCAGCGCGCCGGCCGCGGCGGCCAUUGGAGGGUGAACCAACAAAAAAAGGAAGACCUUUCUCUCUGUCUCUCUCUCUCUCUCACUAUCCACUCUGCCUGUCAAAAAAAAAAAAAAAAAAAAAAAAUACCAGGGGAUUCCAAUUCAAUCCCAUCAAGGUGGCAUGUACCAAUGCCAUCUCACUAUUCCAAGUGAUCAAUUUCUGUUCACAAUUGAUCAUAAUGAAAGGACUAAGAGUCAAAGGGAGCACAUAAACAAGUCUAGUACCUGCUAACACUAACCGAUGGAAUAAAUAAAGGGGAGAGUGAUCCAACAUGGGAAGUGAGAUACUCAGCAGACUCAUAGAAUGGCAGAUGUCCUAAAUAGCACUCUGGACUCAGAAUCAGCUAAAGGCAUUCGGAUCUGGCUGAAAAGCCCAUGAGAGUAUUUCAGGCAUGGAAAGCCAAGACACUCUGGCAAAAGAUCUCUGCGAGUGAGAUCCCAGUGGAAAGAACAGGUCUUCAAAGAAGGAGGUACCUUUCUCUGAAGGGAGGAGAGAACCUCCACUUUGACUAUGACCUUGUCUAAACAAGAUAAGAGUCGGAGAACUCAGACGGCUUCCAUAGCCUUGGAAACUCAUGACUGGAGCAUAGGGAGAUUACUGAUGCCAUAGACAGGAGUGUCAAUUGGUAAAGUCAACAACAGGAGUCACUGUGCACUUACUCCUCAUGUAGGAUCUCUGUCCUUAAUGUGCUGUGUAUUGAGAUUUAAUGCUAUAACGAGUACUCAAACAAUAUAUUUCACUUUGUGUUUUCAUGGGGGUGCAAACUGUUGAAAUCUUUACUUAAUGUAUACUAAACUGAUCUUCUGUAAAAAAAAAAAAAAAAAAAAAAAAAAAGAAAUUAUCAACUCCCAACUUGACUCUCACUGGGAUUAAACAUGACAAUAGGUCUGAUCUGAUUUCAUCAUCACUUAAAAAAAAUCAUCUAUUAUUUUUCACUUUAUGUUUCUGUGUGAGAGCAUACUGUUGAAAUCCUUACUUAAUGUAUACUAAACUGAUCUUCUGU
This is a messenger RNA of Oryctolagus cuniculus (rabbit), 2867 nucleotides long. It is a transcript of the gene CFAP300, whose product is annotated as cilia and flagella associated protein 300. The record is from RefSeq and is a predicted model, not a curated record. NCBI's taxonomy places the organism in Eukaryota, Metazoa, Chordata, Mammalia, Lagomorpha, Leporidae.